GACCCUCUUCACAAGAGGUCACGGACACAAUUGACGCCGUGCGGCCAUAUUGUAUUUCCCAGUCGCCUCUCCGGGUUCUCUGAAUGGUUUCCUUUCUGCUCGUGGCGUUCCCCAAAAUACACCUGCAAGGAUUUCAAGUACCACAGAAGGAGUGAAUACGUUAAUAGAGUGAGAUGGCCAAGAAGGAUCGUUCCUACAAGAUCGGAGACUUGGUAUUUGCCAAAGUUAAAGGUUACCCGCCAUGGCCGGCAAAAAUCGUGAAGCUGUCCGGAAAUAAAAAGUACAAUGUUUAUUUCUAUGGAACGGGCGAGACGGGAUACAUCAAGUCGGAGGAUUUGUUUUCCUAUGCUGAAAGCAAAUCCAAGUUGGCCACUGACAAGCAUAUGAAAAAGCCGCAAUUCAAGGAGGCCGUGGAUCAAAUUGAAGCAGCUCUCAAGGGACAGGAUUCCUCGCCAAUUGAGAUGCCACCAGCUGGAACUCCGGUGACAGCUGAUGACACAGCUCCUCUGGACUCCAGCCAAGUGGAGCCAGAGCCAGAGAAGGUUGAGCCAGCACCACAGGUCGAGAAGUCUCCGCCAAAAGGUAAGACGGAGCCAAAGACAUCGGCCAAGAAGGCAAAAGUUGAGAAGAAUGAGGCAAAAGUUGAGCCUCCUGCAACUCCGGAAGAUACUGUCACAAGUCCAGUUAUCAAGGACAAUGGGGCAGAAAUCACCAGUCGCAGUGGCAGGAAGAUUAAGCCGAAAAAAUAUCUGCUAGAGGAAGUGGAAGAAAUCCUUCCAGCUCCCAAGAGAAAAGGUGUCUCCCUGGAUAAUACAAAUGCCGACGUAAAACCAGCGAAGGUGCCCAAAAUCGAUAAUGAUGAAGGCAAAGAGGAUAAGGUUAAGAGCCAUUUGAAGAAUCAAGGCAAGCUAAUUGAUCUGAUGACCCGAAUUAAGUCAACUCUGGGCCUCCAGAGUGCCAAUCCGGAAGCCUGUGUGAAGCUCCUGGAAGAGUACAAUGAAUUGGAAAUAACACCCAUAAUGCUGCUCAAGAAUCCAACUUGCGUGGAAACCAUCAAAAGGCUCCGGAAGUACGUGGGAAAUGUCAAGCAAUGGGUGAUGUCGGAUCAGGAGAAGGAAGAAUUCGAAUUGAAUGCUGUUGAGGUCAGAAAACGAUCACAAUCGAUAUACACGCAAUUCAAGAAAAUGUUCGUAAACUCCGAUGGAAUUCCCUUCUGGGAGUUCUUCCAGCGAGAAUUAGAAUUGUUCAAUUCCAACACAAAGGACUUCUCCGUAGAGGAACUCGUUCAGAUGACGGAUUUGCCGGAAGGACAGAAGCAUAUAUCUGCUAUCAUCACAAAUGAUAAGUCGACUAAAGAAAAUCAGACGCCCAACGAUCUCCCGGACUCUUCUCUGAUGAUGGUGGAAGCCGAACAAGAUGACACCGUGACAAAUUCAACAACUGAGGCCUGAAAUUAAUUUCCCUCACACAAAUGAUGUGAAUUUUAAAUAAGAUGACCCUUUCCCUAAAAAAAAAACUUGUUGAACUACACACAUUACACUUUGAAGUGUUUUUGGCAAAAAGAAAAUCAAGAAAUUGAUUCCAGAAUAAAUAAACUGUAAGACACUAAAA
Messenger RNA from Phlebotomus papatasi, 1611 nucleotides. RefSeq names its product hepatoma-derived growth factor (gene Jasper). The transcript is spliced from 7 exons. Gene Ontology annotation, molecular function: transcription coregulator activity; double-stranded DNA binding. Gene Ontology annotation, biological process: regulation of transcription by RNA polymerase II. Gene Ontology annotation, cellular component: nucleus. The coding region runs from base 174 to 1451 and encodes 425 amino acids. Lineage: Eukaryota; Metazoa; Arthropoda; Insecta; Diptera; Psychodidae. The record is from RefSeq and is a predicted model, not a curated record.